This is a messenger RNA of Prorocentrum cordatum, 1716 nucleotides long. NCBI's taxonomy places the organism in Eukaryota, Dinophyceae, Prorocentrales, Prorocentraceae. The record is from the annotation of a GenBank genome assembly.
AUGACACCAGGGUCGAUGCAAGUUUUUCCCGUGAACACAUUGGAGAGAAUAUUCAACGUAGUGUGUCUUCUCUUCGGGCUUGUGGUAUUCUCAACCUUGGUCUCGUCACUCUCUGGGGGCGUGACGCAGUUCAAGCUCCAGAUGCAGAGACACAGGGCGAGCAUGAAGAAGCUCACACGAUUCUUGACGAGGCUUGAGGUGAGUGCCGAACUGCGCAUUCAGGUUUGCAAACUGGUGGACGCGAAAUUGCAAUAUCAGCCGCCCCCGAGUAUGGAGGACGUGACGCCCAUGCUCGACAAGUUGCAUGCGCCGCUGCGCAGCGCACUGCAGACGGAGCUGUGCCAGCCACUGUCAGCCCACUAUUACUUCUCGUUCCUUGCUCACACUCGCAGUGCUACGUGGGAGGAAGUCUGCCGGGCCUGCACGGACUUCUCCAUAUUUGGCAAGGGAGAUGCGCUCUUUUUUUCAGGCGCUGAGGCGACCGCCAUGCAUUUCAUACUGAGUCCGGGCAUGUCCUACACCCUAGACGUCACCUUUACCAUCGGCCAGGACACGCCCAAGAAGUUAACCACAAUGCUCGAGGUGGACGAUUGGCUCUCAGAAGCAGCGCUCUGGUGCACCUGGCGACACACAGGCAAAGCCGAGGUCGUGGAAGGAAGCCCAUGUGAGGUGCUGUCUCUAAACGCUGGUAAGGUGCUGACAUGCCUUACAAAGGGCACUCUGGUGACACAGAUGACGAAAGCGUACGCGCAAAGCUUCUACCAUUUCCUCGUGAACUCAAAGCCUCCCCUCUGCGAUUGGCCGAACGAUCUGGUCCCUUCCUUCGGACCCGAUGAGGUCAUCGCGGCAAUGCCCAAGGAGGCGACGGUUUUCCUCGGGCAGGUGGCGAUCGAGGUCCUGAGGAAUCCGUCUGAGGGCAUGCUAACAAGCUGGCUUCACUCGGUCAGAGUCGACAAGACGGAGCAGCUGAUCGACGAGGUGAACUUGGGCAAGAGCACGCUGCUGACGACCACUGGAGGGAGUGUGGUGCGAUGCGUGCCGCUGGUGGCGAUUCGGCUGACGAGGCCCGAUGGGCGGCUCUUUGUGCAGCUCCGGCUGGUCAAGGACUCGCGCGGCAGGUUGGAGGCCUCCUGCCGGCUUCCCGGGGGCAAGCAGCAGGCCGGCGAGUACCCUUUGCAGUGCUUCCAGCGCCUCCUGGAGGAACGGAUCGCGCCGCUGAAGGGGGGCCUGCGGCUCGUCGAGGCCUUCCGCGAGACGGAGUGCGAGAAGUCGCAGCGCUACGGCGUCCCGACCAGGUACAUCCGCACCGUGGUCGAGGCGCGCUGGAGCGAGGCGGCGGACGAGGCCCUCGGCCGCUUCGUGGUGGCCCAGCGGCGCGAGUCCAACGCGUCCAGCGGCUCGGACGGCUCCUGCGAGAGCGCGGGGAGCCCGCGGGCGAAGUGGCGGCCCCGCACGCAGGUGUUCAGGUUCGCGGACGAGGACCUCUUCGCGUGGCUCGCCCCCGAGGACUUUCAGUGCUUCCAGAGCCCCUGCGGCCAAGGCGAGUUCUUCCAGUGGCUCAAGUCGCACGCCCACGCCCGCGGCAACCUCCACCACAGGACGAACGAUUCCCUGCCUUCCCUGAUGGUCCACGCUCCCGUGGAGCCCGCCGACGACGAGGACGAAGAAGAACAACAGCAAGAGAAAGAAGAAGACGAGAGCCCGCCCGGACAGUGA